Molecule: messenger RNA, 7599 nt
Organism: Phytomonas sp. EM1
Lineage: Eukaryota; Euglenozoa; Kinetoplastea; Trypanosomatida; Trypanosomatidae
Source: the annotation of a GenBank genome assembly
GCUCCCAGUGGGAACAUAGCAUCAUCUAUAUAGCUCUUAUUUUCCGGAUAAUUUUUUCGCAGCUCUGAUCUCCUCAUAUACAACUUAGUUGCCUUUGCUAGGGGGGUUUUCCUUUGUCGGAUUAUCUUACCGUUUGCGAUUUUUUAUACAUUUGUUUCUGAGGACUUUCAUGAGUUUGCGUAGCACGUCUCAAUCUAUUCAGCACCGAUUAUUAUUAUUAUUAUUAUUAUUUAUUAAACUUAAUUGAAAUAAAAAUAAAAUACGCAUUGUCAAGUCUUCAUUAUAGUAACAAUAAUUGAGAGCAACGUGUAACGCGUAACUCACUCCUUUGUCUAAUUAAAUUCGUAAAUAUUAAAAAUAAACAUUGAGAUCGGCAUCUACACAUUUUUUUUCAUGAGACAGGAACCUAGAAGCCAACCUUUUCUCGUGAAUAGUGUCCUGUUGUCUAUCAGAUCAAGUUUGGCUUCUGAUAACAGCAAUCAUUAGAAGACAAGAGAACCCCAGGUAGAAAAUAUGUCUGAUGCGAAUGUCUUUGGUAAAUGGCCAACACUUGAACCUAACUCCGGUGGGAACACUUAUAAGGUUACUGCUACAUCCACCUAUAUUGCAUACUUUAAUCAGUGGCUGAAAGCUAGUAACAAUAGUAACAAGGCAUGUGAACAACGAAUCCACGAUGGUACUAAUGCACGACAGGAAAGCACCACUGUCGGCGAUGCCAUGGACGAUGUCGAGGAUGUAGAGAGAGAUCGGCAGGUGUGCCAAUUGAACUUUGCCCUUAGUGCAAUGGGGCCAUCCUUCACGGAGACGACUGUGGCCUCGAUUUGGGAUGAAGCAAUGCAUGAAGAGGUUACUAAUCGGAAAGUUGAGACAAAGCCAUGGGAGAUGGCUGUUUUACGUUGCGUUGAGUGGUUGUGCCAUGGUGUGCAUUCGGCAAAUGGGAUUAAGUUAAACUUUCUCUCGCAGGGGCUUGUGCAACACGCGCUUGGGCACGUUGUGCUGCACGAACCUCCCGCAUCUCAGGUUGUGGUGGAUGACAAGGGCGUAGCCACGAACUCAUCUUGGAUGUCGUCGUUCCCCUCCAGCUUUACGGCACUGGAGCAGAGGCGUCAGAAAGUAGGUACCUUUUGUCCGGCGUUAGUGCUGUUGCUGUUUCAUCGACAUAUAGAAGUGCGUAUACGGGCACGCGAAGCUUUAUUGGCUUGUGUGGAUCACGCUUCCACUGUCGCUCCUGUUUCUUUGAACCCAUAUACAUCUUGCAAGCCCCAUGGGGCAGUAUCGUUGCCGUUGGAAUCUUCCUUAGUGCCAACGCAUGCUGUAAUGUCGGAGUUGUCGCCAGACACUCGUCCGAAACUUGAUGUCAACAGACACAACAGUGGUAGGGCACGCGCCUCUUCUCCGCUGGAGCAUCCAUCACAAAAGUUACUUGAUUCAAAAUGCAUGGAGAGGACCUUGAUAGAGCAUCGUCUGCAGAGACUUUGGCGGCUAAGCUUGGAGCUCUUAUGUGCCCUUAAGCAUCUCACGCAGGUCCGCUUUCUGCUCCUCCAAGGCAAUCUACAUGUUUCUUCCCUUCCUCCACACGAAAUAUCCCCUCAUUCGGCGGAGAUAACAAGGAUAAUGACGGAGGGUAUCUAUCACCUCUUCGUAGUUCUGACUGCCCUGGAUCAACGUAUUACCAAAAUAACCAGCGACAGGUCUACUUUAUUGCGGGAGACUACUAGCAAUCAUCUUCCGCAGCUCCCGCAUCCCGUCACUGUUCUACUACUGGGAGGCUCCAUGAGUCUUGAAUGGCUCUUCAACGCCCACGAAGACCUAGUGAAGGGUGUAUUUUCCAGCUUCUCAUCUUCCCUGUUACAGUGCAUAGCAGGUUAUGACAACGAAAUAAGGGAAGAAGAGGUCUCUCGUUUAGUGCACUUUAGAGCCAUGCAGGAGCUUAUAGAGGGCCUCAACAAUGGGCUUCGACAUGAUCGAACUCUGGAGCCUGCCUCUCUCACCAUACAAGUGAAGAAGUCGAUUGCUAAGGUGAUAAUCCACGUACUGUUGGAGUACGCGCGAGAGCCAAGAGCCUCCUCAACAAUGUCAGUCUCGCCCUCAGUAUGCAAGGAAGAAUUGGAUUGGCGUGUAAAGCGAUUGAACAGCUGCUGGUGGCUAGCAGGUGCCCUCGACUCACCUUCUACCACCAAUUUUGGAACGGUUGACGAAUUUGGUGCUACAUUUAGUGGAGGUGCUGUCCUGGAGACUGCCACGACUACGUCUCAGCGGACGUGUCUGUAUUGGCUUUUGGGGCCACUCCUAAAAAACGCCCACAUACAGUGGCGCGUGGAUGAGGUCGUGGCGGAGGCACGAACGCACCCCACUAUCGCUACACACAUCUCAUCCAAUAAGGACAGGUCAACACAGUCUACCAUGUUGGAGUGUACCUUGCAUUCUUAUUAUUUUCUCUUUCACAGUCUAAUCAAGGCGAUGCCCGAUGUUGUGGCCUCGAAUUUUUUCCAUAGCAUACUUGAAAAGCAUGAACAGGCGGUAAACGCGUUGGCGGUCGGCGGUGUUCUUCGACACGGUAGCUCACAUGCUAUUUACCUGUUCGAGUUCUUGCUUCAGGCAGAUCUAUUGGCCUUUAGUGAUUCAGGUCACAUUUGGCUGUGGGAUGAGCAGGCAGUCAGCAGACUACCUGCUUUGAAAAGGGUGUUAAGUGACGUGUGUACAAGUGCUACCAAGGUCACAAUGAAAAAUAAACCAUUGUCGUGCCUACAGCGUGCAUGGACAAACUAUCCAGCUGUGUUAAAACAGGUAUUGAGAGGUGACCGCUUGAAGAGCUUCCCGCACGUGCUAGAGCAACUUGUCGGGGUGCUUCAUGUCUUUGUGAAUAUCCCAAUGUCGGUCGCGCAGUGUAGUCAGUGGUUGUUACUCUUGCCUGAUGACCCCAACUGGCCACAGCCACUGGGAUGGGCUCUAAAAAAUUUUAUCGCGCAGCUCUUAGAGUUCUUUGAAAUGCAUGGGCGAGGUAUUAGGGAAAAAUGGGCCGCUGGUGACCCUUCUGCAGCUCUUUCACGUCUGCUUACCUCUGGUCUCGACAUCCCGCGGCUGGUGUGCCGCUUACAAUAUGCCCAGAGUUCCCAACUGCGGCACCUCGCAGAGUUACUUAAUACGAUUUUUCUUGAUAACCUUGGGCCAACUGCGCGGCUGACCUUCGCAUCUGACGCCGCUCAAUGGAUGUGGCAGGACGUACUUCUACAUCAGGAGGCCUUGAUGGGGUUUGUGCACAGUGAGACUUGGCUCCAGCUUCACAACGCGAGGGUAGACAAUCUUGCGAGGCAGCAGGGUAGACAGUGGUUGCGUGUCUUGAGAGCAUGUAAUUGGUGCUCUAUGCGAACGGAGAACAGAGACUGCAGUCCGUCAUGCUCACCUACGUUUUUUUGGUGUCGAACAGUGGCGUCGGCAUGGUGGAUGGCCUCUCUGCUUGCUGACGUUGUGACUCUGGACACAGACGAAAGAGUGACACUGUUGAAACAAGUCAUUAUGGAACUACCACAGCCGCCGUUUUUGCAUCUUCCCCGUGAUGCAGUCAAGCUUUAUGAGAUCGUGAGGCAUCUCUUUCUAUGUCUAAUCGAAAAGCAUGCAGCUUACUCACAAGAUACUCUUCUUAGUGCGCUAUUGCACGUCUCAAGCGUGCUUCCAAAUGGUAAGGCUGAGGCAGACACACAGUUGUCUAACGCAGCGAAACGGCCCAUGGUAGCCCUCCUAGAUCGCUAUUUACUAAAAGAAAGUCGUCAAACACUAGACCAAUACGCACCCAAAUGGUUGACUCGCAUCAUCAAGUCUGCGACAUGUGUUAUAGAUGCUUGCCAGAACGAGGAAAGAAGGUCCUUUAAACAGUUUGAAUGGCAAGAAAAGCAAAUAGCAAUAAUAAGUGAGGCUAAAACGGAGCAAGUGGCAAAUGACUCAAAGGUACGGCAACAAUUAGAGCGAAUGCGGGUCGAAGAAAUAAACACAGCAAGUGCCUUGACAUUGUCAAAAGAUAAAAGCACUAACAGCUACGCUCAAUACAUUGUUGCCGGGAGGAAGAGACCACGCAAGCCACCGUGGAUGGAGGAUGAUAGCGGCUAUGAUUCUUCCUCCUCCUCUGUGGUGAGUGUGGAGGGUCCCACCGUGCUACCGUGUAGCUUGCCCAUGGGAGACACCAGGUCCUUGUUGGUAGCAUUCAAUCCAACAGAGAAUCCAGCGAAGGUACUCAGUGACCGGACUUCUUCCACACGUACCGUUGUGGCGGAACAAACUACCCGGCAACGCAAGCUUCAGGCUAUGAAUAAUUACGAGGGACAGAAGGUACGCUUCAACGAGUAUGAGAAAGAGAUCAUGAACGCGAUGCGGGGUAUCGUCGGUCGCACAUCAAUUCUGAAUCGGCACCCUCGGGUAAAUGACAUUAUUGGGCAAGCAACGCAUUGCCUAGCGGCGAAUGUGCCAACGUUGCCGGAAGUGUACAUGCCCAGUACUGAGGCAACAGACAAAGAUGACAGCUCCAAUUCCGGAACAUAUUCAUUGUCUCGGGCAGCGCAUCAUCACGUGAACCAUCGGGCUGCAUGGUCGUAUGUGCGCAGUUUCGUGCCGCAUGUGGCGCUCGAGGUACGCUGCGGGAUCGUCGCUGAUGUGAAUAAACUGAUGGACGCCGCAUCCAAGAAGGGGUACGUGUGGACUACGAAGAGUGGCACCCAUCGCAGUCAGAAUUGUGGUGCGCAUUCCCUAAAAGGGUGUGACCCAAAGUAUGAAGUGCGAGCGAACACUGAAAAGGGGCUCUCUCAGUAUCUUUUGAAACGCUUCCCGCUCAGUAAAUGGGUAGAUGAAGAGGCGGUGCGUGCAUUGCGAAUUGGUUCCAUAGAAUCAGACCCGCUAGACCCCGGAAAGAUAAAUUUCACCGUUAUUAUCAAAGAUAAUCUAAGCAGUCCAAGCAUAAGGCAAUUUGGUGACGAUGAUAUAGUGCUAGUGCUUUUGCCUCUAACCGUAGUGCUCGAUGCGUGGCUGAGGUGGCGGGCUCGGCGUCGCACUGGACGUGGUGCUGAGGUAACGGAGGAUGAGUCCUGCAUAAAGGAUGCCGAUGAGGUUCUGAACUGUAUCCCGGAGAUCUGGCGCAUAUUUGGCUGCUUUCCACAGGUGUGCUACGUCCAUCUUGCACGCCAGAAGGAACGGAUGUUGACUCUGGCUUGCUACCCUCAGCAAACCACUGCAGGGGCCACUCAGCAGGGUUUGUAUGGUAACACAUUGUCUGCUGGUAGGGGGCGUGAAUGCCAGAGCAUAACGAGAACAGGUGAAUCGCCACCGUCAGUAGCCAAUCUUUUACCCUUUGUGCAUGCCUUACGUCUGGGCAUCAGGCCCUCCACUGAUACGUUGUACAUUAGGUGGGUAAGCUCCAUGAACCCCACGAUCGCGGCUGUCAGUUCACUCUUCAGAAUCUCCAGAACGCACUUCUCGCCCAUGCUGUACGAUCCGCGGGGCACCUCGGUUGUCAGCCGGGACUACCACGAUUUGAUGGAAAAGUACUUUUCCGAGCCAGAUGUGAUGAACGACAUACAGAGCCGGUUGCUUAUGCCGCGUCUUCUUAACGAAUGUCAGGCAAAGGCAGUGGCAGCGGCCUUGCACGCGGUGCAUCCAUUGUGGUGCGGUAAGAGUCUCCUUGGAGUCGACGCCGGGGGUGAUAAACAUACGGUGGACGCAGCAAGCGGUAUUUCUCAGAACAGGGAUCGACGGAGUGUUCCAGCACCAGAGAUUCACAUCAUCGAAGGACCGCCGGGUACCGGCAAAACCCAGACUUUAUCGAUGCUUAUAUUAAAUUUUCUGCACUAUUUGCCUCUCAAUAGCCGCAUCUUGCUUUGUGGGCCGUCCAACAGCGCUGUCGAUGAGGCCCUACUACGUGUCUUGAGCCUCCAGAAGCUCCUCUGUGGUGAUAAAUUCUCUGGGCUGCCGCCGGACAAGACCACUUUUGCGGCACAAGCGCAGCUGCUACGUAUUGGCAUACGGCAGAACAUCUCGGAGUACGUCCUCAGGCAUCGCCCGUUCUUGUUUCUGGACGACAAGCUCACUCAAAUAAGUGCUGGGUGUCCAUCUGAAGAAACGUUAUCCAAAGAGGCUUGCUCUUCAAGGCGCGAUCCCUUGAAUCGCAAGGAUUCCUCUCGUGACGAGAUCAUCAAAGACUCUAAUGUCAUCUUCACCACCCUUGGCUCUAUCCACCAACUCCUGCGGCUGAAUAUUCGCUUCGAUGUGGUCAUUGUCGACGAGGUCUCGCAGGCCACCGAGCCCAGUAUUUUACCAGCCCUUAUGUCCGCGAAGGGUAUGUGUAUCUUGGUUGGGGACUGGAAGCAGUUGCAGCCAACUGUCUUGCACCCGGAGUCCGCACGUUGUGGGCUACAACGUAGCCUGCUAGAAAGGCUGUUGCGCAAUGGCUACUCAUCUCAUCUCCUGUGCACUCAGUAUCGCAUGCAUCCCGACAUUUGCGCCUUCCCAAACCGCUACUUCUAUGCGAACAAGCUGCGGACUGACUCCUCGGUGUUGCAGCGCCAGAGUGAGGGGUGUUCAUCCUCACACAGAGAAGCAGGGGAGCAUGGCGACAGCCUAACGACGCCACAGCAGUCUCUUCCUUGGGAUAAGAAAACGGUUGCGCAAAAACUGGGGUCGAUCGCACGUUUAGCCUUUAUCGACGUCCCAGAUGGCGUCAUGCAGCGGGGGCGUGGGAACUCCUGGCGUAAUACAUGCGAAGCGGUGGCUGUUGUGCAAUCAAUGCGCCAAAUCCGAAACUAUUUGAGGCUCACUAUAGGGGAGUUUCCCCAGCAUGUUGGCAUCAUAACAUAUUACAUAGCACAACGGGAUGCCAUCCAGGAGGUUCUGACGAUUGAGGAGAGGCGCAGUGGGAUACAGAUCGCAACUGUAGACAGCUUUCAAGGCAAAGAAAAGGAUAUUAUUCUUAUCAGCUGUGUGCGCGCUGAUACGGAUCCGAAUGCAUUUAGAAAGGGAUCGAGGGGCAAACCCACAAGUGAAAGUGAGACUGCUCCAAUGGGUGCGGCGUCGGAAUUCGAAUCCCCGGCUGAUGUGUACCCGGGGGUGUUCUCAGGUGGAAUCGGCUUCUUGAACAGUUGGCAUCGCAUCGACGUCUCGCUGACGCGUGCGAGGGAGCUGUGCAUUGUCUUCGGCCACCGCGCAACCCUUGAGGCGGCCACGCGGAAUAAUAUGAAGACUACCGAAGAUAGCGCAGCGCCCUGCGCUGUCGGCGCAGCCGAGCACAGGGAAGCUGGCGUGAUGGUGAGCAAUUCACCGACAAGCGAGGCUACGGAAAACUUAAUGAAGAUGGACAAGGAUCCAUCUGUGCUGAGUAAAUUUAUUCAGCACGUCGUGCAACACGACAUCAGUCCGGUUAGCAAAGCAAGGGGGAAAUCUGGAAGUGCAUGCGAGCGAGUCUCCCGUAAGAAUAGUCCGAUCUGUACCUCAUUAGACAGUUCAGUGGAGCAGAAAAAGGGGGACGAGGCUCGCCGCGCCGAGAACGGUGCAUCAACGUGCCAGGCAGCGUACAUAACGUACCAUAAAAAAAUGCUGUUGAUGCAGUGUCUACAAAAAUAA